Gregarina niphandrodes is the source of this 690-nucleotide messenger RNA. RefSeq lists its product as hypothetical. NCBI's taxonomy places the organism in Eukaryota, Apicomplexa, Conoidasida, Eugregarinorida, Gregarinidae. The record is from RefSeq and is a predicted model, not a curated record. The transcript has a single exon. The coding region runs from base 1 to 690 and encodes 229 amino acids.
AUGUCAACGUCAUUGAACAGUUUAGGAAGCAAUAGUGGGGGUUAUUUGGACCGCAAUCAGUUGUCGGUAUUCCGAACAGAGAUAUGCAAGGCAAAGGCAGCAACAUCGUUUUGCGUUCUGAAGGAGAAUUGUUGCGACAGUCACUGCUUGUCAUGGCAUAGACGAAAUCCCUUUUUGUACCCGUAUAGGCCGCUCUUAUGUCCCAACACGCGUUUCUGGACUGAGGCUAAGCGUAUGAAGGUGCGGACAUGGUGUAAGAGGGGCAGACUCUGUUUAUUCGCUCACACGAAAGAAGAACAGAUGUAUCAUCCACUGGUCUACAAGACACAAGUCUGCAGAGACUAUCCUCGAUGUGACAAGCCCUAUUGUCCAUUCGCUCACGGGUUGCAUGAACUUCGAGAUCCAGAACAAAUCGACAUCCCGCUACUGCAAGGGCCUGAAAUUGUGGAAGACCAUGUGGCUCAGAUCAUUGGCGAGGACAGAAUCCUCAAUGAGUUCCUCAAAGCUGCCAAGGACAGAGAACAGCUGCUGUCCGCCGCCAAAAACAUACCGGCGACCGCCCCCUCGACCGCAGAGAAUGCCGGGGUGGUCUUGUUGGACAAUGAUAAAAUCGCCGUCGGAGUUGGCGGCCAUUGUUUGUCGCCAUUUGGCAUACUUGCCAUCGAACUAGAAACUCUUUCCAUCAAUUAG